GGCAGCUGAGUCACACAUACAUGUAGAUCCUGAUAAAUACAUACUGUGCGAAAAAGAGCGGCUACAACCGAAAAACUGCCGUCAGUGCAUUCAUUUCUGACUACAGCUGCAUCUGACACCGUGUGGAAAGAUGCUGACGAUAACACUGAAGACCCUCCAACAGCAGACAUUCAAAAUAGAUAUAGACCCAGAAUUGACGGUGAAAGUCUUAAAGGAGAAAAUAGAGGAGGACAGAGGAAAAGAUGCAUUUCCUGCUGCAGGGCAAAAACUCAUCUAUGCAGGCAAAAUCCUGAAUGAUGACACCUCUCUGAAAGAGUACAAAAUUGAUGAGAAAAACUUUGUGGUGGUCAUGGUUACAAAGCCUAAACCAGCCCCUCCGCCACAAGCAACCCCUAAGGUGACUCCCUUACCAGCUGCAGAUCCAGCUCCAGCUCUAGCCCCAGCACCACCCUCAUCCUCAGCUCCAGCACCAGCCUCUGCCCCAACACAAGUACCCUCCACACCGUCAUAUACAGUGCCUGCACCCACACCCACUCCUCAGUCAGUGCCUCCCUCUGAAGCUCUGCCCCCAGCCCCAGAAAACUCCACCCUGUCAACCUCAUCUGAAGAAACCACAGCUCUGGAGCCAAACCCAGCCCCGAGCGCAGCUCCAGCAUCGGCCUCAGCUGCUGCCACAGCCGCUGCCUCCACUGUAGCCCCUGCCCCAGCUCCAGCUCCAGCACUAGCACUGGCACCGGCCCCUGAAGCUGGUCAGACGGCGCUGGCAGACUGCUCUGCCCCUGCUUCCCAGCCAGAGGAGAAGCCAAGGGAAGAGCCUGAGAAUCAACCAUCUGCCACUGCACCAGUCCACUCCUCUGAUGCCAGCCUCGUUGAUGAACUGGGCCUCCUUGAGGAAGCAGCAUCAAUACUAGUGACAGGUCAGGCCUAUGAGAACCUGGUGUCAGAGAUCAUGUCUAUGGGUUAUGAGCGAGAGCAGGUGGUGUCUGCACUCAGAGCCAGUUACAACAACCCAGACCGAGCAGUGGAGUAUCUACUCAUGGGUAUUCCAGCAGAGGCCAGUGACCUGCUACCUCAGGAACCAGUCAGACACAGUGCUCCAUCCAACCCCCCUACCCCUGCUACACAACAACCACAGCAGCCCCCAGCAGCCUCCACCACAGAGCCAGUGUCUGCAAACCCGCCUCCGUCUGCAGGUGGAGGCUCUGUCUCCACAGGGAACCCUCUGGAGUUCCUGAGGAACCAGCCUCAGUUCCAGCAGAUGAGACAGAUCAUCCAGCAGAACCCGGCCCUCCUACCAGCCCUGCUGCAGCAGCUGGGCAGAGACAACCCACAGCUGCUGCAGCAAAUCACGCAGCACCAGGAACGCUUUGUCCAGAUGCUGAAUGAGCCACGUGGUGGAGACACUGGAGGGGAGGGAGCCGAGGCCCCAGGCUCACGACAAACCAACUACAUCCAGGUCACCCCACAGGAGAAGGAGGCCAUCGAGAGGUUAAAAGCACUGGGCUUCCCCGAAGGUUUAGUCAUCCAGGCUUACUUUGCCUGUGAGAAGAAUGAAAAUCUGGCCGCAAACUUCCUGCUACAGCAAACAUGGGAUGAUGAGUAAGCAAACAUCACCUGACACAUCACCGUUCAACAUGGGGUCGCAGAGAGGAUGACAGUGCCAUGCAAGGUCCACCAGGAAGGAUGAAGGAAAGCAGAGGAAGAGGACAUUUCACACCGUGUGACUGUGUGACGACAUGCCGUUCAAAGUUAGCUGUGCUGCCUUCUCUCCAUUCAGCUGUGAUGACCAUCAUAGGAGCUAACAAUGAGCUGUGCCUCACUGCUGCUACAUCAUUACUGCUGCCGCUUGUGCCGAGUAAUCACACUGCGAGAAGUAACGCCAGUAAAUUAUGCCAACAGUCUGCAUCACCUGCACAGGUUUCUCCUCUGAGUUCAACUCAGAGGCUGCAUAACACUACACACAAGAAGGUUUUCAGUGUACACAUACACCACAGAGAGUUCAGUAGUGUAUAUGUACACAACAAAACAAAUUGCCAACAUGUCCAUUUGCCAACCUUCCAUGAUGGAUUUACCUGGAAAUGUGAUGCAAACUGUUGACUUCACUGUUUGAGAGCUAGCAUUGCUUUAUAUUAAAGUUCAGUUCUGAUCAUUUAAAUUCUUCUACUUUUUUUAUCCUUUGAAAAAAAAAAAUCCUUAACUGAAGAUAUCAUUGAGUCCAAAUAGCACACAUUUCUUCUUCAGGUGAUGUUUUGACCUUUCAUUAACCAUGCAUAGGUGCUUCUGUGCUUCUUUCCAUGGAUAAUGAAAUCUACAAGAUUGCAAUUUGCUGCAGUAUGUGAAACUCAUUUUUCUUCACCAGGAUAGAAUUAGUUUUUCAAGGGGAAUGUGAAUAUAUGAAACUGCUGUGGAAGCCUGUCACAGCCAGAAAAAGAAGAAAAAGGUAAAAUAUUACAAAUGUCAAAAUUAUGAAACUUGGGUCAAAGUAAAAAGUGACUUUCAUGUCAAAAUUACAAGAAAGUUUUUUUAGGAAGUCUUCUUUUCUUUUUUUUCUUUUGGAGGAAAUUGGCUUCUAUAAACUAUAUAUUCAAAGUUUAGUAAAAUAUGGGAAGAGCUGCGACACUUUGACUCUCUUUGGAACAUGAAAAUAGCGUGCCAUCACAGUAUAUUAUCAAGAUUAUGGGUGCUGUGGUAUUGUGUUUGUGGGAGAGGUGGACACACCCAGUUGCAGCUCUCAGCUUGAAUUAUUAUUAUGAUCUUUCACUGUUGGGAGGUUUGUUGUGUUAUUUUUCAGAUGAAGCAGUUUGAAGGUUGAUUAUGAAGUAAACUGGCUUUGUGAGCUAAAGAUCUGACUUUUUGUUUAAAAGAAAUGUGUUCCUUCCUGACAUUUGCUGAGCUGGAAUAAUCAAACAUAGUCCACUUCCUACUUUCAGACAAUCUAUUUAUGUUCAGAGCAUCUCGCAUCACAUCUCCUAUGCAUCUGAAAGCUGAAAGUGAUUGAGCCACUGCUCCUUCAUGCCUUAUGGGUUGUUAAAGACUUGAACACAUUUCAUGUUACAAAUGGUGUUGUAAUUUACAGUAUAGUGUUUUGAUAUGUCACACUUGAGUGUCCAAUAGUUGGUGAUCAUCAUUAGAGUUUUAAUUAUUUGUUAUUAAUCAGCUAUUAUUUUAAAGUGGACUAAAGGGAAUUUGAAGCGCUACAAGCCAAAAAAAAAAUAAAAAAAUAA
Messenger RNA from Scomber scombrus (Atlantic mackerel), 3224 nucleotides. RefSeq names its product RAD23 homolog A, nucleotide excision repair protein b (gene rad23ab). NCBI's taxonomy places the organism in Eukaryota, Metazoa, Chordata, Actinopteri, Scombriformes, Scombridae. The transcript is spliced from 10 exons. Bases 131 to 1603 code for a protein of 490 amino acids. Gene Ontology annotation, cellular component: nucleoplasm; cytosol. Gene Ontology annotation, molecular function: ubiquitin binding; damaged DNA binding; proteasome binding. Gene Ontology annotation, biological process: proteasome-mediated ubiquitin-dependent protein catabolic process; nucleotide-excision repair. The record is from RefSeq and is a predicted model, not a curated record.